Messenger RNA from Amoebophrya sp. A120, 3626 nucleotides. The record is from the annotation of a GenBank genome assembly. NCBI's taxonomy places the organism in Eukaryota, Dinophyceae, Syndiniales, Amoebophryaceae.
GGCGUUCGAGAGAAGAUUCUAUCAUUUCUGAUAGUGCUGCUGCCGCUUUUUUAGAAAGGUACGCAAUUUCACUUGCCUGUGAAGCAGUAGUAAAGUUCUUCCUCUUUAUUCACACUAUUCUUUUUUGAAGUACAACCAGCAGAGCUUCGAGGCAGCGCAAUUUCGGUUGCAGAUUUUUCCGAUCAAUAAACUAUUAAAAAGUGGCUUUUCCAACCAGAAGCUAAAUUUUCCGAAUCUUGUUUUGGUUCUCACCGCAUUGAUUGAUACUCUGUCUGCUCCCUGAGCACAUCCUCUUUUUCCCGUUACCGAUAAAGAAAAGCUGGACCGCAGCCACUUUCUGUUAUUUUCGCGGUCAUGAAGAUGGACAAAUGGCUUUUCACAAAAAAAAAUCAUAGGACGAUGUGAAGAUAAAUGACACGAAGCAAGUACAACAAGUACUUGACGAGAAAUAGAUGGUACUUGUCAAGAACAAAUACUACAUACUGUUUUAGCUCCUGAGCGCCUUUUCGCCGGCUUAUCGUCGAAGACGCGUUUCGCAUUCAUAUAUGCACAUCUCGGAGUCUUAUUCGCGAUUACUGACUUAGUCCUGUUUUUUUGAAAAUAAAGAAAGUUUGUUUGUACUCGAAGGUUUUGAUGUCAAUAGUAGAGCUAGCAAAAGUAGUAUUCAAACGCUGAGAAUAUAGAAUCCAAAAUAUUUAUGCUUAGAAUAUAGAAAAUUAUAGAUAUAGACCGUAUUGUUCACUACAAGAAAUAAAGUUUGUUUGUAUCCUAGCAACAUAAGGCGAAAGGUGAAAGGUGAAGACGUUCACCACCAGCAGACCGCAAGAAUUUAAUCACGAAAAACUUCGCUCUCAUUUCCUACCUCAUUCUUAUCGUGCAUUCAAAUCUGUAAUGCUAUUUUGCCUCUCGGCACAGAAAUGCCCUCUCCUGCUUCUAGAUCUUGCCUUUCCUCCCUUCUUAUUCUUAUCGGCUUUUCGAACUGCAUAGCAUGCUCCAUUCCACAGGCAGAUUCUUACGUGCAAGGAAAACGCGAUCUUUUAGAUUUCUAAAAGCGAUAGUAGAAAUAGAAUUUUUAUUUUUGUUUUUGUUUACUUCAAAUGCAAUUAAGAUGUAUCUCUAUUAAUAACAUUGUUGAUACUUAAUCCGGAUAAACAAGCGUGAUCUAUCAUUUCUAUGUACUAUCCUAACCAGAUACUUUCCCUUGGGUUCUUUACAACCACUUUCCAAAAUAUUUAUUCGAUCGCCUUUUUUCUCAAUCCUCUGAAGAAGUUUUUUACCCGUCUCGCCAAACGGAGCGCAAAAGCUCUUUCCACGUCCGAAAAAGAAAGGGGCGGAAGUCAGGAACGAAAAGGAGAACGACGAAGUAGACCACCGGGAGAAGAAAAACCAGCAUCAAGAACAACCGAAUCACAAUCAGAAGAUCAUCAUCAUCAUCCACGGAAAAAAAAUUUUACGGAGGCUCAAGAACUACAAAGUAAGACUACUGCAGCUUCGAAAAAGCAGCAAGCGUCUUUAUUUUCGGCAGGUAAGAAAAACAUAAGUGAAAGUAAAGGAAAGCUCAGCAGCGCCGGUUAUUAUUUCCCACCUCCGACCACGUCUGCGGAAAAGGAAAAGCACACGAACACCACCAACAUCAUGCCGGAGGAUAUGAUUCAGCGGCUGAUGCCCCCGCGGGCGGCUCCGGAGAACCAGGCCUCGUUCAACAGAUUGCGGUUCGAAAUGGAGGACGACUAUCAUGUGCAAAUAUGUCUGGGUCUGGAAAGGUGGAACUUGUGUUGCAUGUCCUGCAUUCCUGAAAAAUCUGUAUUGCAUAGCCACCAAACGUGCGACUCCUUUGUGAUGCAAAAACGCAGCUUGUCAUGCGUGCUACGCAUCGGACGGCGCCAACUAAACUUGUCAUGUGAGGCUGCACUUGAAAGCAACAGACUCAUCCAUGCUUUAGCAUCACAAGUUUCCAAGCCCAGACACAUUUGCAAUUGAUAACGACUGCGACGACCUGAUUGACUCCAUCAAGGCCAUAUCAAAUGUAAAAAUGUCUGGGUCUGGAAGAAUGCAACCUGUGAUGCUGCGUCUCCAUUAUCCAAAAAUCUGUAUUGCAUGAACAGCAAAAGAGGUCUGGCUUUGGCCACGGCGAGAGGGCAUUUCUCAUGCGGUAUAGGCAUCAGAAGGUCCUCACAAGGCCUGUGAUGCUAGGGCAUGCAUCGCAGACAUCAGGAGUCACGCAAAAUGUGCAUGACAAACCUUGCAUGCUUCCAGACCCAGACAUUUUUGCAUUUGAUAGGCCAUGCACACCAUGUGUCGCGGCCCCAAGACGUCCCAGGAAGACCUGCAGCUGGUGCUGAAGGAGUGCGAGGAGGACGACGAUUUCUUGAUCGACGAGGAACAUCGUUCUGAACGGAAGGCUAUCAAAUGCAAAUAUGUCUGGGUCUGGAAGGAUGCAACUUGUGAUGCUGCCUUUGGAUUCUACAAGAAUCUGUACCGCGUGAGCAGCAAGAGAAGUUCAGUUUUUGCCAAACAGAGGGGGCAACAUUUCUCAUGCGGUAUAGGCAUCAGGAUCAGGAAGCGCUCGCAAAAUCUGUGAUGCUGGGGCAUGCAUCACAGGCAUCAUGGAUCAUUCAAAAUGAGCAUGAGAAAUCUUGCAAUCUUCCAGACCCAGACAUAUUUGCAAUGCAUAAAGGACCAACACGACCAACCGCACUCGACGCGCAAGGCCUCGCCCACCGAGGGAUCGCUCGCCGACAAUUCGACGCAUUUCGACACUUUAAACAGCACGCGCGCCAGUGUGCUGAGCGGGGUGCAUAUCGUGAGGAAAAAGUGUUACAGUUACACACUCUGCGAUGCAAGACACGCAAGACAGACAACCUCUGUCAUGCCGGAAAUGCUUGCCAGCCACCUCAUUUCGUACGUGCGUGUUUUCGUUUAUGGUCUGCGCUUUACAAGUUUUGUUUGCCAUGCAGAGCAACUCUGUGAUGCUGAAACUCCAACAAAUGUGUAACUGUAACACUUUUUCCUUCGCAUAGUGCAGCUCUCCUCGGCAGGGGUGAGUCCGGCGGCCUCGGCGCUAUCAAAUGUAAAAAUGUCUGGGUCUGGAAGAUUGGAACUUGUGAUGCUAACUUUGGACUCUAAAAAGAUCUGUAUUGCAUGACCAGCAAUAGGAGCCCAGUUUGUGCUACGCGAAAAGGCAUUUAUCAUGCGGGAUAGGCAUCAGGAAGGCCUCUAAGAAUAUGUGAUGCCAGAUCAUGCAUUACAGACAUCCUGAGUCAUGUAAAAUAUGCAUGACAAACCUGGUAACCUUCCAGACCCAGACAUUUUUGCAUUUGAUAGGCGCACUACAGCUACCACAGUACUAUAUCAAAUGUAAAAAUGUCUGGGUCUGGAAGAAUGCAACUUGUGAUGCUGAAUUUGUAUUCCAAAAAAAUCUGUAUUGCAUGAGCAGCAAAGGAAACGUAAUUUUUGCUACGCGGAAAGAGCAUUUGUCAUGCGGUAUAGGCAUCAAGAAGCCCUCACAAAAUCUGUGAUGCCAGGGCAUGCAUCACAGACAUCAUGGCUCAUGCAAAACGUGCAUGACAAGUCUCAGAAUCUUCCAGACCCAGACAUUUUUACAUUUGAUACACGACUACCCAUAG